AUGUCUACUGUACCGCAUUUUUCAUCAUGCACGUUAAAUACCACCUAUUGCGUUCGUCCACCAUCAUCAUUACCCUCAUUUUCACCACCUUAUAUUUCACCCGUUACACCAAUACCGACAGUAUUUUCACGAUAUAAUACAUCGAAAAAGAUUGGUACAACAAUACGAUUUUCAAAACAUCAUUUUGAAUUUAGGAAUAUUCAAGAUAAUAGUGAUUAUAAUGAUAUUAAUGUACAAAUAUUCAAUCGUUUUAAAAAUAAUUUAAAAUAUUUAUGUGUAUCAUUCACAUCAGCAGCGCCGCCAGCAGUAUCAAUACAUUCAAUGUUUAAGGUAAGACCUAAUUAUAAACGUUUAUUUUUAGAUGAUAUACUACCAAAUGCAACAAGAACUGAUUAUGGAGAAAUAUUAGACGAUGAUGAUUUUAAUGAAGAAAUUAAAUUUAAUAACGAUUAUUUUACAGAAUCAACAACUAUGAAUAUUUUACAAUCCACAAUGCCGUAUGAAUAUUUAAUACAUUUUUCUUCCAUGAAAAACACAUUAAAUCAACUCAUCGGUCAUGAACAAAAAUUUCAACAACUACUUAGUUAUAAACCACCAUUUCCAAUAACAUCAUUUUCAUUACCACCUGCUCAUCGCGACAACAUUAAUCAUUGGUUAGAAAACGAUUUUCAACAGCGUAUUCAUGAUCAAAUACGAACAAGAACAAGAAGCAAAUGUCAAUUAGUUAAAUUAUUACGAUGGUUUAACUCUAAAAUGAUGUCAACAGAUGAAACGAUUGUAGAUUUAAAUUACGAUAUUAAAUUAUUGAAUGAACGGUGUGUAGAUUUACGUCAAACUUGCGAUCUACAAGUUGGUCUUAUGAAGAUGAAUCAACAGUUACUCGACCAAUUAUCUAUUUCAUCUCAACAGCAACUCGUCUCUACUAAUUUAAUAGACAAAUUAUCGGUCACAAUUGAAAAGCUACACUCUUCCUUUGCAGUUCAACCUGUACAACAAAGUUUUCAGAAACCGUCCGUUACUGCUAAGUUAACGCAAUCAAGUUCCGUAUCACAAUCAUCUCUCAUCUCAUCUAACCAUGAACAUUCAAAAUCAAAUCCAUCUGUCCCUAUUUCGAUUACUGGUUCGAGUAUCGUUCGUGAUUUGGAACCAGGUAAACUAUUUGUGGGCGAUAAACAUUUUGAUAUAAAAAUUCGUAUAAAACAUGGCGCUUCAAUUAAAAAAUUAACACAUAUGGUUAAUAAUAAUUGGGUUGAUCAACAUUUUAAUGUUUCAUCACACGCUAUAAUUUCCAUCAGUUCAAUUGACAUGAAACACAUUAAUUCUGAUAAAGCCAUAGAGCUUAUUAAUCAACUUAUUCAAACACUGAAACGUAAACAUCAACAUAUAAAAUAUACAGUUGUUACAAUACCACCUCAGUUUGAUCCUAACUUAAAAGCAUCUUUACAAGACCAAUUAAACAAUGAGAUUGAUGAUUUUAACCAGUGGCUAUUAUCUUUAUCUGAUAUUGACAUUAUUAAUUGUAAGUUUACUCGAAAUAUGUUAGCUCAUGAUGGUAUCCAUCUGAACGAUCUUGGAACACGUAAGCUAACUGAAGCUAUUGACGUUUAUUUGAAGAAUUGUAUUUAA
Didymodactylos carnosus is the source of this 1626-nucleotide messenger RNA. Lineage: Eukaryota; Metazoa; Rotifera; Eurotatoria; Philodinida; Philodinidae. The record is from the annotation of a GenBank genome assembly.